This is a messenger RNA of Cucurbitaria berberidis CBS 394.84, 755 nucleotides long. RefSeq lists its product as uncharacterized. The transcript is spliced from 3 exons. Lineage: Eukaryota; Fungi; Ascomycota; Dothideomycetes; Pleosporales; Cucurbitariaceae. The record is from RefSeq and is a predicted model, not a curated record. Bases 1 to 696 code for a protein of 231 amino acids.
AUGAACCGCGCCUGCUGCUCCACUAGCCUGGGCGCGCACGGACGCCAGUCACAAAGCAGCCGCGACCAGGGCGGCGCUCGCCAAGGAGCGGGUCAAUUGGUAGUAGCACAUUUGGAUGGACUUGGACUUGGAGGACGUGGACGUGGACAUGGCCCAAGCAAGCCCCACGCUGCUCUACUGGUUGCCGGUUGCUGGUUGCUGCUGCUGCUUGGUGGUCACGACACAACAAGACAGGCGGAUUCCAGGCGUUGCAAGCGUCCAAAGCAGGUGUCAGUAUUCAGUUACCAGCCAGUACCAGUACCAGGUAUGAGCCACCACCACCACCAAGUCAAGUCAAGACUCUCAAUCAAGACCAUGGAGAGAUGGAUGAAUGCAUGGAGUGAGCAAGCGGCCGGGCGCGGCGUCUUGUUGCGGAGCUGCAGUGUGCUGAGUGGACGGCCCUCAGCAAACCACAAAGAUGGUCUUGGAACGCGGCCUCUCUGCGCUUUCUUUGCUGCUAGUGCACCACCAGAGUCAUGCUCUAUACGACGCCCACGGCCAACGGGCGGGUCAGAUGGCGUCAAGCAUCAAAUCAUGCCCGCCAAAAGGCAGGCAGAAAACGGUAGCGCUGGUGGUGGUAGUGGUGGUGGUGGUGGGCCUCGUCCAAUUCCUGCACCCUCCUACAUGGUUGGCCUGCUUGCUUGCCCGCCCUCUUAGCAGCAACACAUGAGAGAUUGUGAGAUCCCUUGCGCGUCACGGCCAGCUGCUGCGCGGAC